This is a messenger RNA of Babesia bigemina, 3033 nucleotides long. RefSeq lists its product as hypothetical. The transcript has 2 exons. The record is from RefSeq and is a predicted model, not a curated record. NCBI's taxonomy places the organism in Eukaryota, Apicomplexa, Aconoidasida, Piroplasmida, Babesiidae. Bases 1 to 3033 code for a protein of 1010 amino acids.
AUGGAGGAGGCCACGACGACCAACAGCGACCGUCCGCGACCCGCGACCACCACGGCUCCGUUGUCGCUCGGAGAAAAGCUGCUCGGAAGAGCAAUGAAGAAAGGUGGCAUCUCGGUCAGCGUGCACGGAGUAGCAGUGAGCAUCACCAACCACACCAGGACCACGGGAAGCGCAUGGAAAUCAGACCCCAGGAUCAACGUUGCAAAGGAUAUCAGCAGGUGGGUUCACGAUUCCGUGCCUUCAGGAAUCUCGACGACGCACUAUAGACAUAGCUCAUGCCUGUGCAGCCCAAUCGACGACGGUGCGAACCGACAAGAGCAAAAACCCCGCACUGAGAGCAAGCACCUCAAGGACCCAUUUAAGGAGACGACGGAGGAACGCGCAAAGCAACCGAGCGGAGCAUGGCGGUUGGGGAAAAACACGCUAGUCGACGACAUUUUGGGCGACAAGUUCAUCAUGCCAGGGAUGCAAGGCACGUAUCCGCUGGGAUACCGCAAUUUCAUCGGCAAGGGAACUAAAAAAACGCCGCCACCACCACCAGAGAAUCCCCCGCCGAAGCCAGCCGCUGAGGAAUACGCAAUGUCAUGGUCUGUGUCAGACAAUAAUGCGCAGAAGCAAGACGCACAGUUGUCGCGGCAAAGCUCUGCGUGGGAAGAGACGGUCACCAGGAAUCUUCUACUCGAAAAUCUCACUGACGACCGGGCACAAGGUCAAUCGUGCUACGACGCUAGCCUCAACAGGGUUCUCGCUGGAUACUCGCACAUGCAGCUCCAAAUGGACUCAUUUCCGGAGAAUGUAGCGAAUUCGGCGGGGCUCAUAGCGUCACACCUUGACGCCCAGAAACGUAAGGGUGAUGACGUGGAGCAGAUUGGCCAGAGCUUGAGCCAGCUCGACGAAUCCUUCAAUAGACACAUUGCUGCGGAGCAGGCGGAUAUGAUGCUAAGCAGCCGCCCUGCAACUUCGCUGCAGCAGGAUUUUUCGGCGAACCUGGCAGCAGCAGAGCAAAAGCUGCGAUCUGCAACGCCGAAGGCUUACGGGGUCACAAAUAACCAGGAACGCGGAUUUAGGUCGAGGCAGCCAUCAGCCACCUCUAGGCCAACUGCCGCUGGCACGCCAGCUAGGAUGGCGCCAGACCCAACUGUCUCGGCACCGCCUGGCAUGCUGGAGGAACCAACCGUAGAUGUGCCCCCUGGCGUACUGAACGAUCCGUCGUUGGAUGCGAUGUCACAUCUAAACAUCAAAUCGGCCGAGGAAUCACGGGCAGGUGCAAAACAAAAAUCUUUAGAGCGGGCGCAGCGCAAGGCGAAAUCCAGGUCCGCCGAUAGGUCGCCAUCCGCAGUCAAUGCGAAGCCCCUCGAGGGUGAGCAAGCCCUCGCUAAAAGCGAUACUCCCAAGAGAGGGCGGCAAAGGGUUAAGCCUAGGUCGGCAGACAGAUCACCACUUGGAGACAAUUCUAAACCACUUGAAGAUGAGCAGAUGAUGGUCAGCAGCGCUUCAUUCAAGGGGGUACUGCAGGGACUUAAACCCAGGUCAGCCGAUAGGUCGCCGCAGGCGGGACAAGCAAAACCAUUCGACGACUUGCGCCUAGCGAAAGCCGAACCAUCCGAGAAAUCACAGCCAGAGGUAAAAGGCAAGUCGUCUGAGAAGACGGCACAAAAGGCGGGACGGAACACACCGGAAAAGGCUACAUCAGCUGCGAAAUCACGGUCGACUGGAGGUGCGCUGCCACGCGUAAAAGCCCAGCCGAUUGUAGCAGCUCCUCCAGGCCUUACAAUAGGGGCACCGGAGGAUGUCCUGCAGCAGGCAAAAGCCAAAUUGGAUCAGGGGUUGCCACCGAAUGCAAAACAGCUGUCACGCGAGAGAUCACCGUUAAGUGUAAAAUCCAAGACACCCGUCGAUCCUCUAUUCGCUGCUCAACCCCAGUUGGCCGUCCCGAUUCCUUUGGCUGUCAUAUCCAAAUCACCCGAACAAGAACCCACAGGUGGAAAACGCAAGGCGGCAGAGAAAGCCAAGCGAAAAGGCGUAGCAGGAUCACCCAACGAGGAGUCCAAUCUGUCUAAAGCCAAGACGCCGGAGGGUACGCCAGCGGGUCUGAAAGCUAAACCAAACAAAGCGGGGCAACAGAAGGCGGGAGCCAAAUCGGUUGGCAAAGCGGCGCCGGGUCCGGUGAACGAACAGUCUUUGGAUUCAGCACCAGAUGUAAACACCGUGGCAUUGAAGGACUUACAGCCAAGUGCAAAGGCCAAAUCAGCCGAUCGUGCACCUAAAAAAGUGAAACAAAAGUCCGCGGAUAAAUCAUUAACGCCGGCACAGUCAGGAUCGUUGGAAGAUGCGCAGAUCAUUGUUAAAAGUGACACGCCAAAGGCAACAGCGCAGGACGUGAAACCUAAAUCAACUGAUAAAUCGCCAUCUGCAGUGCAGUCUAAGCCAGGCGAGGAUGAACAAGCCGUAGUUAAGAACGAUGCACCUAAAAAAGCACCACGGAAGGCAAAGCAAAGGUCAGAGGAAAAGUCAACAUCUGCUGUCGAUUCGAAGCCAAUCCCGGGUGACCUACGCCCAGUGAAAGCCGAACCAUCCGAAAAAUCACAGCCAGAGGUAAAAGGCAAGUCGUCUGAGAAGACGGCGCAAAAGGCUGGACGGAACACACCGGAGACAACGAAGGCGAAAUCGGGGGCAUCAAAGCGUAAGCAAAAAGCCUCUGGGGCAGAUGCACCGGAGGAUAACACAGCGCCGGCAAAUGUUGAAGUGCAAGACGCCAAAACGAUUGCUCUGAAUACGGUAUCAGCAGCGCCUGCGCCGAAGGAGGAAGUGGAUAGGUCCAAAGCACAAUCCGAACAAAUCGUGAAAGAGAGCAACAGCCACUCAGCUGAGGAAGCACACCCUACAAACGGAAAUGGAGGAAAUAAGGUUGCCGCGCAGAACGAGGAGGCGGAAGCUCCGGCGACAACCACACGGAAUACGAAAAGGAAGAGCCGACACCGAAAACCAGCAUCCAAAACCCAGCCUGCCGGAUCCGAACAGAUUCAGCAAUGA